AUGGUUGCCGGCCCCUCGCCCGUAUCUUCGACGUACGCCGAGAGCGCGCGGAAGCGCUCCCCCGCCUCGGGCAAGAAUGAUGGCGGGAAUGGGGAGGAGGACAUGGCCGCGGAUGGGCGCGGCGUGGUGUCGUUGACUGACCCGCGCGUCAUGCCGGUGCGAGUGCCUGCACAGGGACUGCGCCAAAGCGGCGUGCCCCGCCGGUGGCAGCGGUCCGGCCUGCCCGGCCUGCUGGCCAUCGUCAAGGCCCUGGAGAGCAACGCGACGUACUGGGACUGGGUGGGCGCCCAGCGGCCAGCCGUCGACGCCCUCUACGCCGCCCUCUUCCUGAUCGGAUACUAUGUCAUCUUCGUCCACCGCACCCCGGACGCGUCCCUGUUCUCUUGCUCGCCCUUGGCGGGCGGGGGGGGUCUGCAUUGGGGUUUUCCAGGCGGCGCCUGGGCGCUGUGCGCGAUCCGAAGGACGCUGGUGUGCCUGCACGCCGUGCCUCUGGCGACCUACUUGUACAAGGGUGGCCAGGACCGAGAUUCCAGCGGGUUCAAGUUCUAUAUCCGCAAUGUGCGGGAGGCCGCGUUCGUUUCGAUCCGGCUGCUGGCGGCCGCGACUGCCCUGCUGGGCGGGGGCGUUGGGAGCUGCGCGGGGCUUGAAGCGGGCGAGUGCCCGGCCUUCGCCCGCCCGCCGCACGUGUCGUGGCUGUUCACCUUCCUGCUCUACACGGGCUCCUAUCAGGUCUCGAGGCAGUGGCAGUUCGGACUGCAGCUGUUUUCCACGGCGUGCCUGUGGUUGAUCCCGAUAUACGACUGGAGCUGGGGGGACAGGGUGCUGGUGGUCUUCUGCGCUCUGCUGGCGCCCUGCCUGUGCGCCGUGGGCCUGGAGGCGUGGGUGGUGAUGGAGCACAGCGAUCGGGUGGGGCCCGUCAAGAGUCCGCCCCUCAGUGUCGAUCCGCAGGGCGAGGGCACGUCCAGUGACACGACGCCGGUGGCGCCGGUGCCGUCCGGCGUCGACGAGGACGGGGGCAGGAUGUGGGAGGAGAAACAGGCACGGGAGAAACAGGGACAGGCCAUCGUGAGGAAGCGGCAAGUUGUCGCGCAGGAGAAGAAGGCCGCCGUGAGGGACAAGAUCACGUUUAAUGUUCAGCCACUGCUGGCGGAACGGCAGCAGUCUUCCCCCGGGGAGCCUUCUGAUUUUAUCCACUACAGGCCGUUGGUGCAUUCCCAGACGAAGGUCAUCAAGUUGAAGAACGAGGGGGACGUGUCUGACGAGAAACUGCAGGAAUUGGCCCGCAAGUUCUCAGAGAGACUGGCGGCCACCUACCGUAGCGGGCGGUGCGUCGCCGCAAAGGCGGUUGUCGCGCGCGGCUGCCUGCUCUUCAUCGCAGAGGUGAUGGAGCCGCAGGAGGGCUGCAGCGACGGCAAAGCGGACAGCAACGACUCAAAGCGCCUGCUCGAGUGCUUGCCUGAGGAGCUUCAAAAGAACCCGAUGGAGGUGAUCAUGGGCGAUUUUAAGGCCACCUACGAGAAUGCGGCACUGAAAAACUUUGACUACCACAACCGCAGUGGUGUCACCCUGGAAGUCCCCGAGGUGAUGCUGUUGAGGCCAGCCUGCAUGUGGGAAGCUGAGGGGUCCGUUGGGGAGCUGACUGUGUUCUUGUCUGAGGCCAAGGGCGUCUGGGAGUCGCUGAAACUUGUGAUGGUGUACAAUAACUGCAUUAGGGAGGAGUUGGAUUGCAGAGUGGGCAGCAUUCAGGACAACCUGAGGCUGCGGUUCACAAAGGAGGAAGGGGCAGAUGUGGGCUAUCUGCACACCAUUGGGGUUGAGCCUAAACAUGGCACUUUUGUCGGAGGGUUGGCACCAUUCCUGAGUCUUCCAGACCCAGCUGCAACUGAGCUGAAUGAAGCUUUCCAGAGGACAAUACAGGCCCUCUGGUGCAGCCACAACUCCAAGUCGAUGGGCAGCAAGUCGAUGGGCAGCUCUGACGGCUUGCCACAGGAUCCCAGCGCUCUGUCUGUCGAAAGUGAGGCCUGGGCAAAUCACUUCAAGCCCUUUGCGCUGGACAUGCACUUUUUGCUCGAACCUGAUGCUGACGAGCUGUGGGAGCUCAUGCAGUACGAAGGACCUCAGCGGACUGACUAUAUGAGGGUGUUCCUGCAUGUCGCACAUUUUCUUGAGCAGUGCAAUGCCAGAGAGACAGAAGAAUACUUGCUGGCAAAGUUUGAACAGGCGAACAUUGUCCUCACAAAUCAGCACACUGAGGUGUCACCAGGCAGCUUGUUCCCAGACAAGCCACAUUACCCUUUGCAGCCCGGGCUGUGGUUUACGGACCCCAACAUAGAGUCCCAAUACCGCUACCACUUCAGCCAGCGGGCAGUGCUCAUGGACCUUGCAGGCAUGGUGAUGGGCCUGUGCCUCCUGCCCAUGGUCUCCCUCCUGGGAGAGACUGGGAGGUGCCUGUACAUGUGCCCCCUGGUCAUGCACCUCCGUCUGUCCCUUGUGUGCUGGGUUGCCUCUCAGAGCACCUAUAUCAGCAACAGGGAGCCGAUCAUCAUCAUGAGCUGGGCAGUGAGGACAGUAGCUUGGCUGGGAUGGGCAACAAGGAGGAAGGAGAUGGCUGAGGCUGCUAUGCACCCAUGGACAACGUUAUUCUUCCUCUUGUGGACUGUGCUUGUCAAAACUAUUGUGUUGAAGGUGGGUGUCAUUUACCCGGUGCUGUGA
Molecule: messenger RNA, 2712 nt
Organism: Ostreobium quekettii
Lineage: Eukaryota; Viridiplantae; Chlorophyta; Ulvophyceae; Bryopsidales; Ostreobiaceae
Source: the annotation of a GenBank genome assembly